AGGUGCGAGCCCGCUGGCCCCGGUGACUCCGUCGCGUUCCGCCGCCCGCAGCCGUGAGCCGGACUCGCCCGACCCAAGCGGGGGAAGAGCGGCGCGUGACGGCCUUGGAGUUCCCCCCGCGCGGCGGCCGAGUGCGGGCAGCCCGGGGCUGGGCGGUUUGAACCGCGGACGGCAGACAAAGGCAGCAGGAAGCCGUCCGUAGCCCGAGCGCCCGGCCCGGGCCUCGCCGGCGCGCGCAGCAGCGACGCGGCCGGGCGCGGGAUGCCGCAGGGCGCGGGGCGGCGGCGGCGCGCGGGCGCGAACGCGGCGCCCGCCCCGGCCGGGAUGUGAGGCCCGAGCGGCCGCGCGGGGGCGGGAAGGGCGGCAGGAAGGAAGCGCCGCUCGGACGCGCCGGGAGGAGGAGCGGCGGCCCGGCCGGAAGGCGGGGAGGGGCGGCCGUUGGCCCGCGGCGGCCCCGCUCUCGGCGCCUCCCGGGGCGGCGGCAGCGGCGGCGUCCGCGCCUCCUGCAGCCGGCGCGGCGUAGCGGCUGAAGGAAGAUGGAGACCCACAUCUCGUGCCUGUUCCCGGAGCUGCUGGCCAUGAUCUUCGGCUACCUGGACGUCCGAGACAAGGGUCGCGCGGCGCAGGUGUGCACGGCCUGGCGGGACGCCGCCUACCACAAGUCGGUGUGGCGGGGCGUGGAGGCCAAGCUGCACCUGCGCCGGGCGAACCCGUCGCUGUUCCCCAGCCUGCAGGCCCGGGGCAUCCGCCGCGUGCAGAUCCUCAGCCUCCGCCGCAGCCUCAGCUACGUGAUCCAGGGCAUGGCGAACAUCGAGAGCCUCAACCUUAGCGGCUGCUACAACCUCACCGACAACGGCCUGGGCCACGCGUUCGUGCAGGAGAUCGGCUCGCUGCGCGCUCUCAACUUGAGCCUCUGCAAGCAGAUCACCGACAGCAGCCUGGGCCGCAUCGCCCAGUACCUCAAGGGCCUGGAGGUGCUGGAGCUGGGGGGCUGCAGCAACAUCACCAACACCGGCCUUCUGCUCAUCGCCUGGGGGCUGCAGCGCCUCAAGAGCCUUAACCUCCGCAGCUGCCGCCACCUCUCGGACGUGGGCAUCGGGCACCUGGCCGGCAUGACGCGGAGCGCUGCCGAGGGCUGCCUGGGCCUGGAGCAGCUCACCCUGCAGGACUGCCAGAAACUCACGGAUCUCUCCCUGAAGCACAUCUCGCGAGGGCUGACGGGUCUCCGGCUCCUCAACCUCAGCUUCUGCGGUGGCAUCUCGGACGCGGGCCUCCUGCACCUGUCGCACAUGGGCAGCCUGCGCAGCCUCAACCUGCGCUCGUGCGACAACAUCAGCGACACGGGCAUCAUGCAUCUGGCCAUGGGCAGCCUGCGCCUCUCCGGUCUGGAUGUGUCUUUCUGUGACAAGGUGGGAGACCAGAGUCUGGCUUACAUAGCCCAGGGACUGGACGGCCUCAAGUCCCUCUCCCUUUGCUCUUGCCAUAUCAGUGACGAUGGCAUCAACCGCAUGGUGCGGCAGAUGCACGGGCUGCGCACGCUCAACAUUGGACAGUGUGUGCGCAUCACGGACAAGGGCCUGGAGCUGAUCGCUGAGCACCUGAGCCAGCUCACGGGCAUAGACCUGUACGGCUGCACCAGGAUCACCAAGCGCGGCCUGGAGCGCAUCACGCAGCUGCCCUGCCUCAAGGUACUUAACCUGGGACUCUGGCAGAUGACGGACAGUGAGAAGGUCAGGUGAGGGCGGCAGUUCCAUUCCCCUGCCCCGCCCUGCUCACCCCACGACCACCACCGUUCUCGCACACUCACGCGCGCACUUACACGUUCAUGGCCGUGGCCGCCACGGGGCCACGACGCAAAGCCUGGGCUCUUUUCUCCUAGGGCGCCCUUCCCCACUUCAUCUGGGGUUCUUCUGCUCCCUCUGCCCACUCUCCUCUCCUCUCCCAGUGGGUGGAGAGAUGGACGCUGCUGCUUCUCUGCCCACUCUUCUGCAGGGUAUGGAGACUGAUUCAGCCACCGCCAACUGUAUCUCCGGGCACUGCAUUUGGAAAUGGGGUGGGGGCGGGGAGGGACUAGGCGGUUCAACCCCGAGGAGUUGAGGAAAGAUGUCUGCCUUCACUUACACUUCAUUUGAUACUGUGAUCUGGUUUUUAUUUGGAAAUAUGUAGAAAGCGAGCGCUGCUCCACCGGUCUUUUCAUCCCCUCUGUAAGCCAGUCUCUUCUCAUCCCCGCUCCUUCGGCACUCUGCGACUCACUCGCUUUUAUCUGCUUUCCUCUUCGUUUUCAAAAAAAUCUGAAAUCAUUGUCCUCCCUUUUUUUUCUGCUGAGUAUAUUCUAUAUAUUCUAUAUAUAUAUAUAUAAAAGCUAUAUAUAUAUAUGUCUGGCUACCUCGUUUUAGUUUUUUUUUUUCUCUUAAACCCUGGAAUUCUACAAGAGAGAUAUUUUGAGACUGAAACAUUUUUGUGCCUAGACUGGAAAGAUGCCCACUGGGUUUGUAUGUCUUUUGUUUUGGCUUCUUGCCACCCUCCAUCUACCCAGUGUGUCCCCACUUCCGCAUCCUGGCUGUGACUUUUCUUUUUCCCCUUGUCUGUUGGGCUUUGAAGACCCAACCAUGUUUCUAAAUCUUGAUUUAAUUUAUAGCACAAAUGUACGGGAGAAAUGAGAGAACUGCCUUUUUGUUGCUUGAGAUGCAGACUGAGUCUCGAAGAGGAGUAUUAUAUAUGCAAAUUAUGCCCCACCCCAACCCUCUUCCAAGUUUUCCCACAAAAAGGUUACCUAGCAAGGCUUCCUGUCGGGAGAGCUGAGCUAGGCCUGCAGAGAGCCUGGGGCUGUACUGUGAAGGGAGGAGACUGAACUUCACGUCUAUCUGUGUUCUGUUUAUCAAAUGGGAGCUUGCGGGGCUGAAAACCUUUUGUUCUAAAUGGAGGAAUAGAGGGCUUUAUUUUGGUGGGGGGUUGGGACUGUGGCUUAAAAAAAUCGCUUUUGAGUAGGAUGUAUAUUUUUGUUGGAUAUUUUGUUUGUUUAUUUUUUUAGAGUCCUCCACAGCAACAUGAGACCAUGGAGAAACCCAGAGACCUUUAUCAAUUAAUUGUACUGUUUGUGAAUUUGUAUAAAUGAUAACAAAGAUCCUCUUAAAACGUUUAUAUUCUUACAGUAAAAGGUUAAACUGAUAUUUAUAUAAUAAAAGAGGAAAUAUGAAGUAUGUUUUUGAAAAAAAAGCACAAAAUCCCCCCUUGUAUUGUGAAUUAUUUUUAAGGCAUUGUGUGUUGGGUAUAUGCUAAAGUGGGAGGCACUGUGUACACCCUAAACGGAAGUAGGGCGUAGAGUUCAGUUUGUUUGUGUGGAGUAAGUUCAUGGUUGAGAAUUCCUUCUGUGUAAGGUUUCCCACUGACAUCAAUGUGCUGUUUCUAGAAAUGGGACUACAGUGGAUAUUUCUAUAAUUUCUGGUUUUAAAUUGUCAACAUGGAAACUGAAAGAAAAUGAACAGAAUGAAACUAGAGUCAGUUUCCCAGGGCGGCCAGUUUCUUUUUGUGGGAGGUGAUGGUGGAAGUGAGCUCAAGGGGUAAUCCUGAG
Chionomys nivalis (European snow vole) is the source of this 3571-nucleotide messenger RNA. RefSeq names its product F-box and leucine rich repeat protein 14 (gene Fbxl14). Gene Ontology annotation, molecular function: protein binding. NCBI's taxonomy places the organism in Eukaryota, Metazoa, Chordata, Mammalia, Rodentia, Cricetidae. Bases 537 to 1739 code for a protein of 400 amino acids. Gene Ontology annotation, cellular component: SCF ubiquitin ligase complex. The transcript has a single exon. The record is from RefSeq and is a predicted model, not a curated record. Gene Ontology annotation, biological process: SCF-dependent proteasomal ubiquitin-dependent protein catabolic process.